AUGAAACUCACAUCCCUCCUCACAACCCUCACCCUCGCGCAGGGAAUCCUGGGCGCCCCCCGCUCAGGUCUCCGCGAACGCAUCGCCGCACGCUCCGCCCAACGAGCCCAAACCCGCCAAUCCCAACCAAUGCUCGAGCUAGCCCCAGACCGCGAACACCGCACAAGCGCCAACAUAGCCUACAGCGCGAACUGGGCGGGCGUAGUGCGCGAAUCCUCACCCACUCAGGGAAGUUCCUACACCUCUGUGUCCGCGACAUUCACCGUCCCCGAACCCGCACCGGCCUCAAACUCCCCUGGCGGAAUCCAAGCCGCGUCCGCAUGGGUCGGAAUCGACGGAGACACAUACACGACCGCGAUUCUGCAAGCGGGAGUCGAUUUCUACUACGAUAAUGGCCAAAUAUACAACGAUGCCUGGUACGAGUGGUUCCCUGACGUAGCGCAUGAUUUCGACUUUGCGGUCUCCACCGGGGACGUGGUCAGCGUGACUGUGGAAUCAUAUACCCCGACAGACGGAGUCGCGGUGAUCGUGAACGAAAGUACAGGGCAACGAGCGACGCAGCAGAUUAGUGCGCCUAGUGGAGAGAAAUUGGCCGGGGAGAAUGCGGACUGGAUCGUGGAGGACUUUCAAUCGGGGAGUGAGAUGGUGCCGUUGGUGGACUUUGGCACCGUCCAGUUUAUGGAUAUGCAGGCUGAGGCUGGGGGGAGGGUGUAUGGGACGGAUGGAGCUACUGUGAUUGAGAUGAAGCAGAAUGGGAAGGUCGUGACGAGUGUGCAGACGUUGGGGGAUGAUGUUAUGAGGAUGAUGUUCACCCCCCGCCUCCUCAUCCUCCUCGUCACCAUCCCCGUCCUCACCCUCCUCGAAGUCCAACACCUGCACCUCCUCACUUCCCCCUCCUCCAUUUCAUCAUGGAUUCCCGAAGUCCUGCGCCUGUCAUCGUGGCACCGUCCCCGCGUCCACAUCACCCAAGGCACCCUACUGGGGUCCACGAUCGCUGAGAAUCUGAAUGUCCCCGUGGAGGCGUUUCGAGGGAUUCCAUGUCCCGGAAAGCAAUUGAUUCCGUUAAAAGGCGACACCGGCAGUGAUGAGGAUUAUCUGACGAUGAAUGUGUUUCGGCCAAAGGGCGUCAACGGCAAAGACAAGGUCCCUGUGGCGGCUCAAUUCCGACAAUUCGUGUCCGCCUCGCACUGCGACAAUCUCCCGGACAACAAAAUCUUCCCCUGUCUUCGUAACAAACCCAUCGAUCUCAUCUCCAACGCCUCCUUCGCCGUCUUCGACUGCUACAACCCCUCCGUCCGGUGGGCCUUCCAACCCGUCAUUGACAACGAGCUCAUCAAGCGUCGGCCAAUCGACGCGUGGCACUCCGGCGUGUGGAAUAAAAUGCCCAUCUUGACUGGUUUCAACGCGAAUGAAGGAACAUACUACGUUCCCGUCAAUAUGUCCACAUUGCAGGAGUUCAGAAACUUCUUCCACACUUUGCUCCCCGCAUAUACAGAGAAAGAUCUGGAUACCAUUGACACGCUAUACCCGGAUCCGGCAACCACUCCAGCUUCCUCAUCCCCGGAGUACGGGAACGAGAACCCCGUCUUCUUGUAUCGCUGGGCACUAAAUAAGACUGUUCAGGGAGGCGCGAAUCAUGCGGACCAGUUACCCUACGAGGCGUUUGAUGUGGACGUUCGGGGGCUGUCGGAUGCGCAGGAGGAGGUUGCCGGACAGUUACAUGCGUAUGUUACGUCGUUUAUUGUCGCUGGGGAUCCGAAUUCCGUUCCUGGACGAUAUCCGGAUAGGCCAAGGUGGGAGAGGUAUGUGGGUGAGGAGGGAGAAUGGAGGGUUAUGGUGUUUGGGGAGGGGAAUGAUGAGAGAGCGGGGGGAACGGGGGUGGGUGCUGCGGCGAAGGUGGUGGAUGAUGCGUGGAGUCGGAGGGAGUGUGAGUUUUGGUGGACGAAGGCGGGGAUUUCGGAUUGA
Molecule: messenger RNA, 1965 nt
Organism: Aspergillus affinis
Lineage: Eukaryota; Fungi; Ascomycota; Eurotiomycetes; Eurotiales; Aspergillaceae
Product: concanavalin A-like lectin/glucanase
Exons: 5
Coding region: 1-1965 (654 amino acids)
Biological process (GO): proteolysis
Molecular function (GO): glutamic-type endopeptidase activity
Source: RefSeq, a predicted model, not a curated record